UGUGGUUCCGGUAGGGUCGAUCACCGAGCGUAGUGUAUGCGUACCUUUACGUCGUUAUUUCGAAGUUCGUUCGUGUGUACGGCGCACGACGCGCGCAAAACUUUAUUUUUUUAAACACCGGGAAUAUCAAAAAGGUUUCGUUCUUAAGAAAAAACUUGCCAGUGUGUGUUUAGGUUUCGGAACAGGAUAUAUUAUGUGAAUUGACGCUAAUUAUGAAAACGAAAUUAACGUUAGACCGCCAAUAUUUGGCGGUAAUUAAAUAGACAAAAGGAGUUUUUGUUCAGUUGCAGCAUACGAAAUUAGUGCAAGAUAAUAUUUAAAAAAUGAAGAAUAAUAUGUAUUGUUUAUGGAAGAUUUUAUUUCUUUUAGUGCCCAUCGUUGAUGCUGUGCAACGCUUUGUUGAACUGCCCACGUACACCGAGGUGAAUCCCGGAGAAGAUGCAUUACUCAAAUGCCGGAUAUCCGACAAGAAAGGAGUUUGUUCGUGGCAAAAAGACAAUAAGCCCGUUGGUAUAUACCGCGGAAAAUACGAAUGGGCCAACGAAGACAGUCCCAUGGGUGGUGACUGUUCAUUAUGGGUACGAGCGGCUACAUUGCAGCUAGAUGAUGGCCAGUGGCAAUGCCAAGUCACCGCCAGCAAUUAUGAUGUUCAGGACGCCCUUUCUAGUCCACCUGCAGCUCUCGCCGUACGAGUUCCUCCCCAAACACCAAGAAUACUUUACAAUGGAUCCCACGUGUUGCCCGGUCAGAAUAUUACUGUGCCAUCUGGUGGCCGUGCAACUGUCGUCUGUGAAGCUAGAUAUGGAAAUCCACCAGCUUAUAUUGAAUGGUAUUUAGAGAAAGAAAGAUUGACAGCAUGGAGUCAAACCAACUCAUCAGAAGUGGAACGUCCCCGUGUGUGGGCGGCACGGUCGGUGCUCGAGCUGGGAGCGACGAGAUCUGCACACGGCAGGCAACUGUCUUGUAGAGCUCAUCAUCCAUCCUACCCAUCGCCUUAUUAUAGAGAUUCAUACACAAUGUUAGACGUGACAUUUGUUCCAGAGGUAUCCAUUGUUGGAGCAGAUGCAAGUUCUCUUGCGAGUCUGGAAGAAGGUUCCAGUGCAUUGACCCUUGAAUGCAGAGCUGAUGGGAAUCCUAGUCCUUACGUAUGGUGGACUAGAGAUGGACAAGUUAUCGCCACUAAUGGGGCCAAGCUUAUAAGAGCUCCAAUAACUAGGAAUGAUUCAGGUAUAUAUGGAUGUCAAGCAAGAAAUUCACUGGGAACAUCUGAUUCUGUUAAAAUAGAAGUUGACGUGAAAUUUCCUCCAAGGGUGACGUGGGUUGGACCAGACACAGUCGUGGAAGCAAAUCUAUUUUCGGAAGUUACAUUGGAGUGUAAAGCGGAAGGAAACCCGUCACCGUCUUACCAAUGGUACCAUAAUCCUAACUUAUCAUCAAUGAGCGGCCAUCUCGAUGAUGGGUACCCAAUAUCGUCGACCCCCCAACUAUUGCUUCACAACGUGUCGUACACUCAGCAUGGUCGUUACACGUGUAUCGCUACCAACCACAUCGGACUUGAAGAAAGGAGCCACCAGUCGGAAGCCGUCACCCUCAACGUUUUGGGCCCACCUGUGGGUGCAGACACUAGUGCGGCGCACGCUUGGAGCGGUGCGGAGGGUCGUGUACAAGCGUCCGUCUGCGCUGACCCGCCUCCUCGCCGCGCUGCAUGGCUCUGGGGCAGCUUGAGGCUCGAUGUUCCCUCACAUAUUGGUCGUUACAAAACUCUGGAGCCCACGAACAUCAAUGGCUGCUAUCGCUACACGCUGCUGAUCACUAGUACGAGUAUGUCGGACGCACGUGUUUAUGUGCUACACGUUGAAAAUGAACGUGGAUUCUCCUCUCAUUCGGUUGCUCUUACCGUGCACGAGAAUUUUUCGCUAACAGAGACAGCACACGUGGCGCCGUUAAUCGCUGCUGCGCUGCUCGUAGCCGCGCUGCUCGUUCUCAUACUGUGUCUCGUCGUGCGCUGCAGGAGAAGGAGAGAAAGCGUCGAAUACAAGACUGAUGAUUUAGAUAGUGAAAAGACAGUGCUCCCCGCUGACGCAGUGUACUCGCCGCGCGACCAGCCAAGGACCGCUGCAGUUUCGCGGGUAGGAGCUGGGGGUCCGGAGCGAGGCGUCGGGGGAAUGGGGGGAACGGGGGCGCGGUACUCCCCUGGCGCGCUGCAAGUGCGUCGUGCAGCCGUCGUGCUGCAACCCCCCACCACCGUGUGAGCUGCACAGGCAGCAAUUUCGUCGUUGGAAAAAGAAGCCAAAGAAAACGUUUAUGCGGUACACGAUCCGCAUAUUCAGUACGAGUUAACUAUAAAUAAUCACGGAGAACCGCCUAAAUACUUAUCGCUGUCUAAGCCUCUAACACA
This is a messenger RNA of Vanessa atalanta (red admiral), 2398 nucleotides long. RefSeq names its product hemicentin-2. The record is from RefSeq and is a predicted model, not a curated record. Gene Ontology annotation, cellular component: cell-cell junction. The transcript has 15 exons. The coding region runs from base 324 to 2252 and encodes 642 amino acids. Gene Ontology annotation, molecular function: cell adhesion molecule binding. Gene Ontology annotation, biological process: cell-cell adhesion. Lineage: Eukaryota; Metazoa; Arthropoda; Insecta; Lepidoptera; Nymphalidae.